AAUUCCAGGAGGGGGAACAGGAACGACCAGUCAAACAAGCAAGCAUCUUCAGACCUGCAGAGAAGAUCCAUUAGUAAGCACCAGCCAGCAUGCGUAUGCUAACUCUGGUGAGCCUGUUGGCAGCAGUGACGUUGUGCCUUUGUCACGGAGAUGAUUCGGCUCACUCCAACGACUCGCCCAGGUCCGAAGCUUUCAUCUCCAGACGCGACAGUGCAGGGAUAGUGAAGAGACAGACACGGAAUCUUCAUGGGUAAAUGGCUGCCGCCACUCCAGAUGUUCCCUCACCUCUUGAAAGUCAUCGAGAGAUCUGUGAGCUGAGCGUUGACUGUGAUGAAUUGGCUGACCAGAUUGGCUUCGAAGCAGCUUACCGCCGAUUCUACGGACCAGUGUAGACCAGCUGCAUUCAGCACAGUGGGGAACUGGAAGGAGGAUCGGGUCCAGGGACCAGCAGCUUAGCUCAUUACUUGGUGCCAUUCUGUACAUUCUGCAAUUCUAAGAUCCAGGGCUGUCUGUGCCACAGGCCACUCCCAAAGGCUUCUGCUUGCAACUGCCAUAGCCUUUGCUUUCUAGCUGCUGCUGUAAUGUGUUUAACAUUGAUGUUUCUGUAAAGGAGAGACUGGAGAUAAAUUAAAAAUCUAUUAAAAACACAUUUUCCUUUCA
This is a messenger RNA of Heteronotia binoei (common prickly gecko), 660 nucleotides long. It is a transcript of the gene BGLAP, whose product is annotated as bone gamma-carboxyglutamate protein. NCBI's taxonomy places the organism in Eukaryota, Metazoa, Chordata, Lepidosauria, Squamata, Gekkonidae. Gene Ontology annotation, cellular component: extracellular region. Gene Ontology annotation, molecular function: hydroxyapatite binding; calcium ion binding; structural constituent of bone. The record is from RefSeq and is a predicted model, not a curated record. The transcript has 4 exons. Gene Ontology annotation, biological process: response to vitamin K; regulation of bone mineralization; regulation of cellular response to insulin stimulus.